Anoplopoma fimbria (sablefish) is the source of this 1080-nucleotide messenger RNA. RefSeq names its product growth/differentiation factor 8-like. Gene Ontology annotation, molecular function: growth factor activity; cytokine activity. Gene Ontology annotation, biological process: SMAD protein signal transduction. The record is from RefSeq and is a predicted model, not a curated record. The transcript is spliced from 3 exons. Gene Ontology annotation, cellular component: extracellular region. The coding region runs from base 1 to 1080 and encodes 359 amino acids. Lineage: Eukaryota; Metazoa; Chordata; Actinopteri; Perciformes; Anoplopomatidae.
AUGCUCCUCUUCCUCGGCCUGGUCGUCUUCUUCUCUGCCAGCUGUUCCAUGGAGAUGAACCAGACCUCCAAGCUGCUGGUGGAGACCGGGGAGCAGUGCUCGGCCUGUGACUUCAGGGAGCACAGCAAGCAGAUGAGGCUCCACAGCAUCAAGUCCCAGAUCCUCAGCAUCCUGAGGCUGGAGCAGGCUCCCAACAUCAGCAGGGACAUGAUCCGCCAGCUGCUCCCCAAAGCGCCUCCUCUGACGCAGCUCCUGGACCAGUACGACCCUCGGGUGGAGGAGGAGGACCGAGCCACGACGGAGACCAUCAUCACUAUGGCCACCAAGGCGAAUCCGAUCGCCCAGGACGAGUUGUCCUCCUGUUGUCUCUUCAGCCUCAGUCCGAAGAUCCAGCCCAAAAACAUCCUGCGUGCUCAGCUGUGGGUUCACCUGCGACCGGCCGACAUGGUCACCACCGUCUUCCUGCAGAUCUCCCGCCUCAAACCCGGGAAGGAGGGGAACAACACCCGGGUCAGAGUCCGCUCCCUGAAGAUCGACACCGACGCCGGCGCCGGCUCCUGGCAGAGCAUCGACAUCAAGUCUCUGCUGCAGGCGUGGCUGCGUCAACCGGAGACCAACUACGGGAUCGAGAUCAACGCCUACGACUCCAACGGAGAAGAUCUGGCCGUCACCUCAGCCGAGCCGGGAGAGGAAGGACUGCAACCGUUCAUCGAAGUGAAGAUCCUCGACAGCCCCAAGAGGUCCCGCCGUGACUCAGGCCUCAACUGUGACGAGGAGUCUGCAGAGACCCGCUGCUGCCGCUACCCGCUCACUGUGGACUUCGAGGAGUUUGGCUGGGAUUGGAUCAUCGCACCCAAGCGCUACCGGGCCAACUACUGCUCGGGGGAGUGCGAGUUCAUGCACCUGCAGCAGUACCCGCAUGCACACCUGGUGAACAAGGCCAACCCGCGGGGCACGGCGGGGCCCUGCUGCACGCCGACCAAGAUGUCGCCCAUCAACAUGCUCUACUUCAACCGCAAGGAGCAGAUCAUCUACGGGAAGAUCCCGUCCAUGGUGGUCGACCACUGCGGCUGCUCCUGA